This is a messenger RNA of Haplochromis burtoni (Burton's mouthbrooder), 3543 nucleotides long. RefSeq lists its product as uncharacterized. The coding region runs from base 1920 to 2732 and encodes 270 amino acids. The record is from RefSeq and is a predicted model, not a curated record. Lineage: Eukaryota; Metazoa; Chordata; Actinopteri; Cichliformes; Cichlidae. The transcript has 5 exons.
GAUUAGCGAGCUCACGGUUAGCGCGAUGAUUUGGUUUUGGAUGUGUCAUUUGAUCUUGGAUGUAGUAAGCGACGUACGAAGAAUGGGCCCCAGAACUUUGUGCCAUCCGAAACUGAAUUUGAAUAAGUUAAAUUUGAAUUUGAAUUGCUCAGAUUGAAUCUGAAUUGUAACUUGAGUAAAUGCUUUUUAAAACUGAAUUUGAAUUAGCCUAAUUUGAAAUUCAAUUUAUUGGUUUAAAAAUGAUCAUCACUAAAUUGAAACUGAAUUUUACAUUAUGAAAUUGAAUUAAUUUGAAAUUGUAUUCCAUCCUUCUUUACAUUUAAUUAUGCUUUCAGUUUCACUUCUCACCAUUCAAUUUCAGUUCUUAAAUUCAGUGUUUUGGGUCAAACAUUCGGUAGUGAUGGGAUUUCCGGCUCGUUUUAGAGAACCGGCUCUUUUGGCCCAGCUCACUAAAAAGAGCCGGGGUUUUUUUUGUUGCUUUAAUUAAUUAAAGCAACAAAAUUAAUAAAUUUUGUUUAUUUUGCAGCAAGCAAAAUACAAGCAAGGCACAAGGCUUGUAAACAAAUGUAAACAAAUGAUAACCUAACAGUAACUGUUAUGCUUCUUGUAGUUGUUAGCUAAAAAGGCUAAUUUAGCUUAGUUUGCCCUGGGUUCAGCUUUGACAAAUAUGAUCGACUGUUUUUAGUAGAUUUCCAAAGUUGUCAUCUUGUACCCUCUCAGAGCCCCACAUGCUUGCAGAGACCCCUACAGUAGGGAAACAUGCAAAAGAAUGUCCAGACCAUUAUAUUUUAGCUUGAUUUAUGUCUUACACAGCAUCCCAACACUUUGGCUAACUUAAUAACUCUAGCUAAAGUGAAUAGUUAGUCUAAUUCACCAGUGCAGCAUUACUGGAUCACCCCUGUUUGAAAUGAUAUGAUAUAUGACUCUCAAUGUGUUUAAACAGACUGUUUUACAGCUGAUCAAAAGUUUAGGACCACACCUCCCAAAAACCCAGUAAACCCCCAGAAAUCAAAGUUCAAAACAGGAACUCAGUAAUGAGCAGCUCCACCGUUAUUGUAGAUCACUUCAAAAAUUUGUUGUGGCAUGCUUGAUGCAAACGUUUCCAUGAGACGAGUGGGAACAUUUCUCCAAGGGAUGAAGGACAUCUACUGUCUGGAACUGUGUUUUCCAUUUUUGUAAAUUUCCCUUGCCUUCCAUCCCCAAAGGUUCUCAGUUUGAUUUAGAUCAGGAGAACAUGCAGGAUGGUCCAAAAGAGUGAUGUUAUGCUCCUGAAAGAAGUCCCUUGUCCUGCAGCAUUGUGUAGUGUAGGGUUGUCCUGAUUAAAAACAGUGUGACUACCUGACAGGAAAUGACAAUGAAUCCACAUUUUUGCACAGAUUUGGCCUUUUAAAGACAUGUGAUCCUAAACGUUUUAUCAGCUGUAAUCCAACCUGUUUCAGUUUAAAUGUUGUUGUCAAUUAACUGCAUGCUCAAAAAAUGUUUUGUUUCACUCCCAUUUCUUCUUGUUGUUAAGAUCCAACCACGAAAAAUAUGCAUUUUUCAAUUGGUCUUAAACUUUUGAUCAGGACUGUAUCUGUAUUUCUACUGUCAAAUUCUUUCAUAUUUCAUAAAGACAUGACUUUCAGACAGUGUUAAUCUGCUUUUUUUGGCCUGCUACUUACACUGCACACUAUGCUGAGAAAGGUUACCAACAUGUUCUUAAGCCAUCUGAGAAAUAUCGUCUCUCCGGCAUGUUCUGGGUUUGUCCCAGGACCUCCUCCUGGUAUGACAUGACUCACCUAGGAUUCAGCUUAGUCAUUACUCGAAUCAACCUCAACUGAAACUCUGCCUAUGACUGCAACCCAGUCCACAAUGCACCAAACGACCCCUCCUGCAAGUGGUGGGCCUGCUGCAUUGCCAGUGCACAGAGGAUAUAUAUAAUGUCAAAUCUUGAUAUAAAUACCCAGUUAUCAUAUCUGUCAGAUAAAGGUGGUAGAGUAAGAGAGGCACUAUUUAUCUUUCAGAUGUGGCCAAUUUCAAUGAAUGAGUGGAAAACAGCUCUGACAGCCAUUCUGAAGCAGCUAGACAACCCACAGUACGACAAAAUGUUGGAAAUAGUGCAAAUCCCCAAACAGAGGAAGACUGCUAAGUUCAGAGAACAGCUGCCCAAAAAAAUCAUUGAGCACCACGGAGUGAAAAAAUCUAUUCGCAAAAUCAGAGAUGCAAUGGAUCAGAUUCCACGGAGGGAUCACGCAGUCCAGAACCUGCUGCUCCCCUUCGUUGAACAACUGAAGAAUGGACCAAAAACUGAGGGGAAGAAGAGGAAACACAGUGAAAGGGAUUCAAAUUCAGCAGACAAGAAGCUUGAAGUCGGUCAGCGGAAAAGCUUCCAGCGUGACAAGGUUGCGCUUGUUGAACCACUGGAGCCCAAAAGGAAGAAGACCGGUUCCAGCGAUCCAGCCCCAGAAGCAACUCCAGUUGCUGAAACUUCAAAGGUUCAGAGCGGACAGAUCCACAGCGGGAGAAUUGAAAUCAAAUCCGUCUCAGCCUUCAAUAAAAAAAUCGCUUGGGUUAAGGUGGAGGUGAAGGAGGAGCAGCAGUUCUGCGUGUCAACUCAAAAACUGGCAGAGAUCCUCGGCUAUGACAUGAAGGACGGGGUUGAAGACAGAAUCAGUCGUGCCAUGCCAAUCUCAGCCGAGGCUAAAAUGCAAAACAAUCGCAUUAUAGAUAUUCAAAAAGUUCAAAAGUUUUAAAAAUAACUUGUUUGUACAUGCUUCCUGUGUGAAACAAUAAAGCUGGUUUAAUUUGAAGUUUGAAGAAUAACCCCACAAACCAGAGGUGCCAUCACAUGACCAACCACAGACCGUAAUCCCAGCAGACAUGAUUCAGACAGAACCAGCUGCAGUCCAACUCCAAAAACAUGGUAUGGUUGGAGGCGGCUCCAGCUUCAGAAGUGCUCAGACGAGCACUGUCAGCUCCACGUACGUGCACUGGUUUUAUCAGACGAGCACCUUUAUGGCGUCUAUGUAAAUUAUACGUCAUUGUCAGGAACUUAAGCAGUUCAGCACAUGAUGGUCCUCUGGCUUUAAAAAGAAAUACGAGCCUGUGGAGGCAGCUUAGCUUAGCUCAGCAGCAUUAUCGAGGUGAGGGUAAAUGCUUACUUCCUGGGACUGUGGGGAGUCUUUGUGGUUUUGGGGGUUGUGGAAAGUCCAUGGUUGGUUAGAGGUACAACUUCCAGAAAUACUGCGCAGUUUACUAAUGAGGCUAGAGUUCUGGGCCUGUCACGCCCCGUCACUUUACUCAACACAGUGAAGUGUUAGCCUUCUAAAGUCCUGGUAGCUCCACACAUGACAUUCACCACCGCAGGUCCUCAAAACUGUGGUUUGAACCAGUGACCUCGACGCUCCUCAAACUUUGGGUUCUGCCGUUCAUCCGGAUGCAACUUUGACUUGAAGCACUCAAAACGCUGAUGACAGAAACCGAGUGUCCUGACACAGACCGAAUAAAGAACGAGUGGUGUGUCCUCCCACCGAGGAUGUCAGUCUGACACUCAUGAGUGAGAUG